AUGAUACUCACUCAGAAUGACUCCCUGAGACCACUACUUCCUACAGACGAAGAUGAGCUGAAUUCCCAAAUUGCUAAGAAGAAGAAAGAAUUACAAGAAAAUGAGUUCGAGAGCCUUACAUUGAAAAAGAAGACUGCCACAACGACAUUGAAUCCACAAAGAAGUGCUUCGAAUAAAAAUGUAGCCAAUAUGAUUCUAGAAAAGAAGGCUACUCCUGUUCAAAAGGCGCUGACAGAUACGCAUAAUUUUAUUCAAAUGCGAAGUAAAGACCAAAAUAAAGAUCAAAAUAAAGAAAAGGAUGAGGGAGAAUUAGAGGGGAAUGACACAAGUGAUCAAGUUUCGUUAGAUAGUAUCAACAAUACUUUAAAUGGAUUAACUAUGGCAGAUAGUUUUAAAAAGAGGAAAGACGAAUGGGCAGAAAAAGGUGCAGCAAAGAUUAUUCAAGAGAUCGUUGAUCCUGAAACCGGACAGACCACUAAACAAGUGAUUAAGAAAGGAAUAAAGGACUUUAAAUUUGGAGAGAUGAUAGGUGAUGGGGCAUAUUCCACAGUAUUAUUAGCUACGUCAAUUGAUUCUGGUAAAAAAUAUGCGGUUAAAGUUUUGAAUAAAGAGUAUCUUAUCCGUCAAAAAAAGGUAAAGUACGUCAACAUUGAGAAAAUUGCAUUGCAAAGAUUAAAUAAUUCAAGAAGUAUCAUACGAUUAUUCUUUACCUUCCAAGAUGAAGCAAGUCUGUACUUUCUAUUAGAAUACGCACCCAACGGGGAUUUCCUGUCAGUUAUGAAGAAAUAUGGCUCAUUAAAUGAAGAAUGUGCAUGCUACUAUGGUGCUCAGAUACUUGACGCCAUCGGAUUUAUGCAUACAAGGGGAAUUAUUCAUAGAGAUAUAAAACCGGAAAAUAUACUUAUGGAUAAGGAUAUGAAAGUUAAAAUUACAGAUUUUGGCACAGCGAAAAUACUGGACGAAAAAACAAAUGGAAACAAUAAAACUUCUUAUGAAUUGUUAACUAGGUCAAAAUCAUUCGUUGGAACUGCAGAAUAUGUUUCCCCAGAAUUACUAAACGAUAAUUACUCUGAUUCUAGAUGUGAUAUAUGGGCUUUCGGCUGUAUUUUAUACCAAAUGAUUGCUGGGAAACCACCAUUUAAGGCCACAAAUGAGUACUUGACUUUUCAGAAAGUAAUGAAAGUUCAAUACGCCUUUACCGCAGGUUUCCCGACUAUUAUAAGGGAUUUAAUAAAAAGGAUACUGCUGAAAGUUCCUGAACAAAGAUUAACUAUUGGCCAGAUUAAAAGUCAUCUAUUUUUUAGUGAAAAGAACUUCUCAGAUGAUUCUAUCUGGGAUGACCCAGCACCGGAAAUACAGCCCUAUAAGAUUAAUGCAAAAUCGAUGCAACCCGUACCACAAUUGAAAGACCAUUUAAAUAAUAAACGUACAGUUAUCAUGUUGAAUAAGAGACCCAGCCCUAAACCAACAGCAGCAACAAUACCAAUGAUAACAAAAGCGAACAUCGAUGGGAAGUCGAGUUCUCCAUCCUUAUCUUCAGACAUUAAGAAGCCAGCACGAAAACCUGCCGACAAUAGAACUAAAGAAAUCCUUGAAAAUGCCAGACGAAGUGUAAACCAGAGAAAACAGAAUUUGAUGACAAAGGCUUCGAAUGGUGGUGCAACUUCUGCUGCAACUGCUGCAUUGGCCAAAAGGAUUCAUAAUCCAGUCCGUUCUUCCUCUUCGCCAAAAAUCAAAACAACAAAGUCUUCAUCUACAACGAAGGUGGAUCUAACAAAUCCGUCUCAUAGUAUAAAAUACUCCGCAACACCCCGUAUCAUGAAAACAGCAGACAAUUUACAUAGUAACACAACACCUAUAACAGUGUUGAAAGAGAAGAGUAAUGAAACCUCACAGAAAAUGCCCCAUCGUCGACUUUCUGCAUCAGUGUCCUCUCCUAUGCUGCCAAUAGUGUCUCCUCCUGCAACGCCUAGAGAGUUAGUGAAAAAACCGGAGUUAUUCUCGAAAUUUAUGAAUAAGAGUGAUAUCGAAUGGUCCUUUUACUUGAAAAGCAUCGAUGAACAUAUUAUAAAAAUAGGAGAGUUCAAUGUUAUAACACUGGAUACUGGCCUUCUGGAAAAACGUCUGAAUCGCUUUCAUAUAACAUCUGCUACCCCUCAAAUAUUUGCAAACCAGAAAACUACUCUACUAUCCCAGGUUGCGAGAUCAGGAGGUGGCGUAACAGGAUUUAGAAAUGAUAUGAAUGAUAACAUGCCAUUAUUCCCAGAGAGCACAUAUUAUAAGGAAACUACCUUCGAUCCAGAAUCUAUAGUUGAAGAAUAUAAACAAUCAACAACUGAUCUCCUGACAUUACUAUUUCCAACAUCAAGGCAAGAGGCGGAUACAGAAGAACCGAAUACAUCUCCUUCGGCAGAUACUGAGGGAUCUGUAAUUACCGGUAAGUUUAAAAAGUUAUUUCAACAUGCUAAGCAACCUUUACAAUAUGAAACGACACCCGAGGAGAAGCUAUAUAAGCGCCUUCUUUUGUUGACAUCUUAUGGUCGUUUUUUGAUGUUUGUUAAAAGGAGUAAACCAAUGGAAAUAACAAAUAUUAUAUAUGAUCUAGUAUAUGAAAUUGACCUUUGUCAAAAUGAAUCUGCGAUUAAGGAGAUUCUGGUGCCAACCCCUGCCAAUAUUUCAGCUGUUGGGAGCAAUAAUUUAAUCUCGAUACAAACACCUUAUAAAUCAUUCAUAUUGAAUUCUUUGAAGAACGAUCAAGAGGCGUGGUUUGGCGCUUUAAAGAAAGCUAUCAAACUGGGAUAUGACGUUAAGUUAGCUUCAAGAACUAGAAGAAAUACAAGUUCUCGUCCGCAUGCAGGAUCAUCUCCUCUACCUGAUGUAUCACCCUCGAUACAGGAAGAGAAGGAGAUAUCAGUGGCUUUACCGAACACUUCUAUUGGGAAAGGGCAAAUUCGAGAAUCAUCGGCUGUUUCAGAAUCAAAUAAGGGCCCUCCAACUUCUUCAGAGCUCGGUUGGACCUCUAGACCUAUUACUGCUGGCAAUAAUAGUACGAACAGAAGUAGUAGACUUUUUAAUGCAUUCGUUAACUCCAAAGAAAAAACAGGCAAAAAGACAUCGAAGUCAUCUGUACCUAUAACGACAAAAUUGAUUAAUGGCCUACCCAAUACAUCAGCUCACACAUUAUUGGGUCUUGGGCUGUCCGACAGCCCUGGAUCUAGCUCGAUAUCGAUUGAUAGGCCAAGUACAGCAUCGUCAUCCUCAAACUCAUCUACAUUCAAACGGGGCAGUACCUCGAGCCGUCUUCAAAACAUCAGUGAACAGUAUUUCAGGCCGCAUAAGUAA
Molecule: messenger RNA, 3342 nt
Organism: Naumovozyma dairenensis CBS 421
Lineage: Eukaryota; Fungi; Ascomycota; Saccharomycetes; Saccharomycetales; Saccharomycetaceae
Gene: PKH2
Product: serine/threonine protein kinase PKH2
Exons: 1
Coding region: 1-3342 (1113 amino acids)
Biological process (GO): peptidyl-serine phosphorylation; intracellular signal transduction
Molecular function (GO): ATP binding; protein serine/threonine kinase activity
Source: RefSeq, a predicted model, not a curated record